AAAUUGCUUUAUCGAAGGUCUUUAUUACUUUUGCUGGAGGAACUUUCCGACUUUUUACGCUUCAAUUUGAAGCUCACAUAAUUAAAUUUCAGUAUUUUACUAAAAUUUAUUGAAAGCGCGGAAAAUUUGAAAACGUUCGAGGGAAACCAAAGCUUUUUCUCUUAUUCAGUUUUAAUUUAAACUGAAUAUAAAGAGCUCAUAACGAAACAUCGCUUAAUUCAAUUAAUCACAAAUCAUACAUAAAAUGGAGGGCGAUAAAUCUACAACAAUUCUUAUGGCUCGUGAUAUCUCUAAAGAAGAAUCCAUUGUUGAUGCUGGUAUUUCGAUGGGAAAUGCAACAGAAUCCACCUCUGAUUUGGAAUCGCCUGUGCACUCGUGUGUUGAAUCAAUUCUACGUAGCGAUGGUGAUGACGACGAUGAAGAUCUAAUUUUCCAGGAGGUCAAAAUGAUAUUGCGUAAACGCAGAGGUUGGGGACCCGAAGAUUCACUAAGCGCUAACGACUUGGAUUUGCUUGAGUAUGACGACGAGUUGGUGGAGGAAGAUGAUGCUGGCUGUCCCUUGCCCUCUACACCCGAGGAUACACAACUGAUUGAAGCAGAGAUGACCGAGGUUUUGAAAGCGGGCGUCUUAUCGGAUGAGAUCGAUUUGGGUGCAUUAGCCCACAACGCCGCUGAACAAGCAGAAGAAUUCGUGCGCAAGGUUUGGGAGGCUAGUUGGAUGGUAUGCCAUUAUAAAAAUUUACCUAAAUGGCUGCAGGACAAUGACUUUCUACACCGCGGUCAUCGCCCACCACUGCCCUCGUUCAGUGCCUGCUUCAAAUCGAUAUUCCGUGUACACACCGAAACCGGCAACAUCUGGACACAUUUGCUAGGCUGCGUGGCGUUCAUUGGUGUUGCGCUGUACUUUUUGUCGCGUCCAUCAGUUGAAAUACAAAUACAAGAGAAAAUCAUAUUUGGCGCUUUCUUUGCCGGUGCCAUCAUUUGCCUGGGUUUCUCAUUCGCUUUUCACACGCUUAGCUGUCACUCGGUAGAGAUUGGAAGACUGUUUUCAAAAUUAGAUUACUGUGGAAUUGCACUGCUGAUUAUGGGCUCGUUUGUGCCCUGGUUGUAUUACGGAUUCUACUGUCAUUACCAACCCAAAGUUAUCUAUUUAUCUGUGGUAUGCGUAUUGGGCUCACUAUCGAUUAUUGUCUCGCUGUGGGAUAAAUUCUCUGAACCUGGCCUGCGACCAUUACGUGCCGGUGUCUUCAUGAGUUUCGGCCUCUCGGGUAUCAUACCAGCUAUUCAUUAUAGUCUGAUGGAGGGUUGGUUUAGUAAAAUCAGUCAAGCUAGUUUGGGUUGGCUAAUACUGAUGGGCCUCCUUUAUAUACUUGGUGCAAUGUUAUAUGCCUUACGUGUGCCGGAGAGAUGGUUUCCGGGCAAAUUUGAUAUAUGGUUCCAAUCGCAUCAAUUGUUCCAUAUACUCGUCAUUGCGGCUGCGUUUGUGCACUAUCACGGCAUAUCCGAGAUGGCAAUGUAUCGCGUAACGGUGGGCGAAUGCACGGUACCUCACGAACCAAUCACGUUCUAAGAGAAAAGCUAGUUAUUUAUGCUAAAACUGUUGGUUUAUUUAUCCAUUAUUUGUUUUGGCUGCGAAUGUUUGCAUAAAAAAAUUAAAGUUUAUGAACAAAAGGCAGAAGUCGAAAGUUUAAAUUUAAACAUUAGUAUCAUUUAUAAUUUUAUGUUAUAAUUAAAAACUAAAAUAUGGCGAGAUAUAAAAAUAGAAAAAUAAAUAUAAACAAACACAUUUUCAUAUCUAUUGGGACGAAAUUGCAUAGUCCACUUAGUAGAAAGAAGCUAACUGUUAACGGCAUAAAGUUAUUGAAAAAUUGUAA
Messenger RNA from Bactrocera tryoni, 1874 nucleotides. It is a transcript of the gene AdipoR, whose product is annotated as adiponectin receptor protein. Lineage: Eukaryota; Metazoa; Arthropoda; Insecta; Diptera; Tephritidae. The transcript is spliced from 7 exons. Gene Ontology annotation, molecular function: signaling receptor activity. Gene Ontology annotation, cellular component: plasma membrane. Gene Ontology annotation, biological process: adiponectin-activated signaling pathway. The coding region runs from base 245 to 1570 and encodes 441 amino acids. The record is from RefSeq and is a predicted model, not a curated record.